This is a messenger RNA of Leptopilina boulardi, 1523 nucleotides long. Its product is annotated as 15-hydroxyprostaglandin dehydrogenase [NAD(+)]-like. Gene Ontology annotation, molecular function: oxidoreductase activity, acting on the CH-OH group of donors, NAD or NADP as acceptor. Lineage: Eukaryota; Metazoa; Arthropoda; Insecta; Hymenoptera; Figitidae. The record is from RefSeq and is a predicted model, not a curated record. Bases 351 to 1118 code for a protein of 255 amino acids. Gene Ontology annotation, cellular component: cytoplasm. The transcript is spliced from 8 exons.
CGCUUGUUUCACCACAUAUUAACAAACAACUUCAUCUGCGGGGAAAGUGCUUUUGAAAUUAGAGACAAAAGAAUUUUUAUUAUAUUUAUGUAUAUUAUAUUUCUCGCGGUGUAACUUUUUCAGUACCUUUUCACGCUACUUUACAUGACAAUAAUGGCUAAAAUGUUGCUCAUUGGGAUGAUACCAUGAGUUUUAAGGGGGACACGAUAGAACUGACAAGUUUACACGAAAUUGGAAACUUUUUUACUCGUCUCUCGUUACAUCAUAGAAUGAGCGUUUCCAAGAUCAACGCCUUUGAAUAUCGAUUAAACGUCACGAUCAGAAGUGUAAGAAUUUUUUUUUUAUAAAUAAUGGAACUAAAAGGGAAGGUUGCCCUGGUAACAGGGGCAGCUUCCGGUAUUGGAAAGGCGUAUGUCGAGGAAUUAUUAAAUCAAGGAGCAAAGGUUUCAAUCUGUGAUAUUAACAAUGAAGCUGGUGAAGAAUUAGUAAAUACACUUGCGGCUAAACAUGGCGAAAAUAGAGUCAUGUUUUCUCACUGUGAUGUUACCGACUAUUCUCAAUUUGAAGAAUCUUUCGAGGCGACUCUCUCAGCUUAUGGGAAGAUUGAUAUUGUUGUUAAUAAUGCAGGAAUUAUGAACGAUAGAUUUUGGGAGCUAGAAGUAGACAUUAAUCUUAAUGGAGUAAUUCGAGGAACACUUUUGGCACAAAGAUAUUUAGGUAUUGAUAGGGGUUAUGGAGGUGGUGUUGUGGUUAAUACCGGAAGUAAUUGCAGUAUAAAUCCAUACGUUAGUGUUCCAAUUUAUUCAGCCACUAAAUCUGCAAUUGUCAGUCUUACCAGAGCAUUUGGUGAUCAGUAUCAUGUGGAAUUAACCGGCGUUAGAGUAAUGGCUCUUUGUCCAAAUGCCACUGACAGCAAUUUAGUUCGCGAUGUUGGAAAACAAUUACUUUCACCUAGGUACGAAGAUGCUUGGCGUCGAGAUACAGUUUCCGAUGUUUCUCAAAAAGCUGAACACGUGGCAAAAGCUUUGAUCCACGUAUUAAAUAAUGGAAAAAGCGGAAGCGUUUGGCUUGUGGAAAAUGGACAAACUGCACGAGAAGUUUGCUUUCCGAAAGCUUAAAUUUUAUACAUUUCAUUUGUAUAAAAUACUGCAGAUUUUUUCUAUAUAUGCUUUAAAAUUUCAGAUAAAUGGGGGAAAUAUCAGACGAUAGUAUUCGAUAAAAUUAACGCACAAGGUCCAUUGAUAUAAAACAAUGAUUGCUCCAUAAACCGCGCUCACAUUUUUUUUUUUUUUAUAAAAUUUACUAUAUAUUUUAUCUUUUUUUAAAAUUAUUACAUUUGUAAUUUUCUAUUACUAUUAUCGAAUUUAUCUAUUAUACAAUAUCAAAUAUCGGAAAUAAUAAUUAAUAUUGAGAAUAUAGUACAUAUAAUAUCGAAAAAAAAAAAUAUCGAAAAUAUUUACAAUCAUUCAUUAGAAAGUCAUUCUGGACCAAAAACAUAUAUGAAAAAGUUGAUGGUAUAAUUC